Molecule: messenger RNA, 1938 nt
Organism: Lachnellula hyalina
Lineage: Eukaryota; Fungi; Ascomycota; Leotiomycetes; Helotiales; Lachnaceae
Gene: npl4
Product: Nuclear protein localization protein
Exons: 3
Coding region: 1-1938 (645 amino acids)
Biological process (GO): ubiquitin-dependent protein catabolic process
Cellular component (GO): nucleus
Molecular function (GO): ubiquitin protein ligase binding; ubiquitin binding
Source: RefSeq, a predicted model, not a curated record
AUGGCCAUCACCUUGCGAUUCCGUGGUCCCUCAGGAACUGUACGUUUGCAGGUAGAGGCAACAGACACUUUUGCGAAACUCGGUGAGAAACUACAACAAGUUUUACCAGAGAACGUCGAUUACAACACUCUGACGCUCUCGAAUGCACCGGCUGGAGGAGAUAGUAAGCGUUUGGUCGACAUCCUCCCGCACAAGGUCUCUAAGAUAGGCGUAAGUCAUGGCGACCUCAUAUUCAUAAACUACAAGGAAGUAGAUCCAUUAUCGAAUGGCCACUCGAACGGCGCCGCGUCCGCAUCUGCCUCCACCUCGACAAAUCCCUUAUUAUCCUCCACCAACCGCCUAAAUGGCCAGGCCAUACUUCCAACUGAAGAUAUACCCAUCGAACCACUCCCGGUCACAUCCCCAUCUGAAAAGAUCAAGAACCCCUGGGAAGUUGUCAAGCAAUCUGCUUUAGACGACCGGUUAGACAAGCAAAGUGGCAGGAUACCUCGAAAGCGGGACCCUAGGAUGUGCCAACAUGGAGACAGGGGAAAGUGUGAUUACUGCACCGAUUUAGACCCUUUCAACGCCGAUUACCUGGCCGAGCGAAAGAUCAAGAACCUCUCCUUCCAUUCGUAUCUCCGCAAGAUAAAUUCCGCGACAAACAAGCCAGAGCAGGGCAGUUCAUUCAUGCCACCUCUUUCGGAGCCAUAUUACCGAGUCAAGAGAGAUUGCCCGUCAGGUCAUCCCCAGUGGCCGGAAGGAAUCUGCACAAAAUGCCAACCCAGUGCUAUCACCCUACAACCGCAAGCUUUUCGAAUGGUUGACCACGUGGAAUUUGCCACACCCAGCAUAAUCGAGAAUUUACUUAAUUUUUGGAGAUCAUCAGGGGCACAACGUAUGGGAUAUCUGUAUGGAAGAUAUACCGAAUACACCGAGGUUCCUUUGGGAGUUAAGGCUGUAGUAGAAGCUAUCUACGAACCUCCUCAGGUUGACGAAUUGGAUGGUGUAACACUGAACGUUUGGGAGAACGAGAAAGAAGUCGACGAAGUCGCCAGGCUAUGUGGCCUACAAAAGGUCGGUGUCAUUUGGACUGACUUAUUAGACUCCGGUGCUGGUGAUGGAAGUGUUGUCUGCAAACGCCAUAUUGACAGUUACUACCUAUCUUCACUCGAAAUCGCCUUUGCCGCCCGUCUUCAAGCCCAACAUCCAAAGCCUACAAAGUGGAGCGACACUGGAAGAUUUGGUUCAAAUUUUGUCACCUGUGUUGUGACCGGAGAUGAAUCUGGUCAAAUUGCCAUUUCUGCCUAUCAAGUCUCAAAUACUGCAGUGGAGAUGGUCAGAGCGGAUAUUGUUGAGCCAUCAGCUGACCCAGCCGUUAUGAUUGUCCGUAAUGAAGAAGAGGACGACGGUUCUCAAAGCCGCACACGCUACAUCCCGGAGGUAUUCUACCGAAGCAUCAACGAAUACGGCGCAAGUGUUCAAACAAACGCAAAGCCCUCAUUCCCUGUUGAAUACCUCCUAGUUACAUUGACCCAUGGAUUCCCCAGCGACCCCAAACCGCUCUUUAUGGCGAAUCCCCCAGGUUUCCCACUUGAGAACCGCGCUGUCAUAGGAGUGGAUCCAGGUCUCAAAGAUGUCGGCCAGCGCCUAGGAGUCGACAAAAAUGGUGAGAUCAAGAAAUCAGGCGAAGGCAUUCUAGCAGUCUCUGAUUUUCACCUUCUCACUUUCCUCCAUGGCUGUGGCAUCCUCAGCAAGGAGGAGGAAGCACUUCUCUGCCGCGUGGCAACGCAGCAUGAUCUCGCCGACGGCUACCAACUGCUAUCUACGCCUGGUUGGGCAACAUUACUUGCAAUCAUACAAUCGACUGGUGAGAGACCCCCCAAACGGCCAUCACCUUCUGAAAAUGAUGGCACAGAGCGUCUUGCUAAGAGGGUUGGCGGGGUAAGGCUAGAAUAA